AUGGAGGGGACAAGCACGGAAGACGUCAAGCUGGAUAUCAACAUUGCAUGUUCCCGCACCUCCGUCGGCACUUCAAAAAAUUUCCAGCCACUACAUUUGUAUGUGUUGAGUGCUGACAUGGCCGAUAUGAUACAUUUUAGCAUAAGAACCACUGCUACACGGGAGUCAAUAAAUGAUACGGUCCAUGGCCACUGGAGUCUAUUAACACAAGUCGCUAAGAAGCCAUGA
Molecule: messenger RNA, 228 nt
Organism: Pochonia chlamydosporia 170
Lineage: Eukaryota; Fungi; Ascomycota; Sordariomycetes; Hypocreales; Clavicipitaceae
Exons: 1
Coding region: 1-228 (75 amino acids)
Source: RefSeq, a predicted model, not a curated record